AUGCUUCCGCUAGGGCACGUACCUUUGCCAACCAAUCAGGUUCCAGUUCGGUCUCUGGUCUAGGGUGGGAGUUGUUUUCAAACAAACAGUUCACAAAUGUUCUAGAAUGCCAGUUCACAAACGUUCUGGAAUGUUGGAGUUUGCAAUGAAUGUAUAUAAUAGCUCUCAGCCGAUGAGUGUAAGUUUUAGAAACGUGUGUGUUGCGCUGUAGGAAGGUUCACCUUGUUGGAAUCUGAGCUAACCUGAAUAAUGGCACCUAAAGCGCCUGCUGUGGGGAUAGACCUUGGAACGACGUAUUCUUGUGUUGGUGUUUGGCAGCAUGGCAAAGUUGAGAUAAUUGCAAAUGACCAGGGAAACAGAACGACUCCAAGUUAUGUUGCAUUUACCGAUGCGGAGAGACUAAUCGGCGAUGCUGCUAAGAAUCAGGUGGCGAUGAACCCUGAAAACACAGUAUUUGAUGCCAAACGUCUCAUUGGUCGGCGAUUUGACGACACAAAAAUCCAGGCCGAUAUCAAGCAUUGGCCGUUCAAGGUCGUGAACGAUGGAGGCAAACCAAAGAUCCAGGUUCAGUACAAGGGGGAGACGAAGACCUUCGCCCCAGAGGAGAUCAGCUCGAUGGUCCUGACCAAGAUGAAGGAAAUUGCAGAGGCUUUCCUGGGCGCCACUGUCCGCGAUGCAGUCAUUACAGUCCCAGCCUAUUUCAAUGACUCCCAGCGUCAAGCUACGAAAGACGCAGGAGCUAUAGCGGGUCUCAAUGUGCUGCGCAUCAUCAAUGAGCCAACUGCUGCAGCGCUGGCAUAUGGUCUUGACAAGAACCUCAAAGGAGAGAAGAAUGUCCUUAUCUUCGACUUGGGUGGUGGAACCUUUGAUGUUUCCAUUCUGACCAUUGAUGAAGGGUCAUUGUUCGAAGUCAAGGCCACUGCGGGAGACACUCAUUUGGGAGGCGAAGACUUUGACAACAGACUCGUUAACCAUUUUGUGGAUGAGUUUAAGAGGAAGUACAAGAAGGACAUCACCAAGAACCCACGUGCCAUCCGCAGACUAAGGACAGCUGCAGAGAGGGCGAAGAGGACACUGUCGUCCAGCACGGAAGCCAGCUUGGAGAUUGAUGCCCUGUUCGAUGGUAUCGACUUCUACACCCGCAUUUCCAGGGCACGUUUCGAGGAGCUGUGCUCAGAUCUGUUCCGCAGCACUUUGCAACCUGUGGAGAAGGCUCUUGCUGAUGCCAAGAUGGACAAGAGCUCGAUUCACGAUGUAGUUUUGGUCGGAGGCUCGACUCGCAUCCCCAAGAUCCAGUCGCUACUGCAGAACUUCUUUGCCGGGAAGACUUUGAACCUGUCGAUAAACCCGGACGAGGCCGUGGCAUACGGUGCGGCCGUCCAGGCAGCCAUUUUGAGCGGAGACACCAGCUCCCAGAUCCAGGACGUGCUUCUGGUGGAUGUGGCUCCGCUGUCUCUGGGCAUAGAGACUGCCGGUGGAGUGAUGACCAAGAUCAUAGAGCGAAACAGCAGAAUUCCUUGCAAGCAAAACAAGACGUUCACCACGUAUGCAGACAACCAACCGGCUGUGACCAUCAAGGUGUACGAGGGAGAGCGGGCCAUGACCAAGGACAACAACUUGCUGGGGGUGUUCGACCUGACCGGCAUCCCACCAGCUCCACGCGGCAUCCCCAAGAUCGACGUGACCUUCGACCUGGACGCCAACGGCAUCCUGAACGUGACUGCGAAGGACGAGAGCUCGGGCCACUCGCGCAACAUCGUGAUAAAGAACGACAAGGGGCGGCUGUCGCAGGCGGAGAUAGAGCGCAUGUUGUCGGAGGCGGAGCGCUACAAGGAGGAGGACGACCGGCAGCGGGAGCGUGUGGCCGCCCGCAACGAGCUGGAGAGCUACUUGUUUAACGUGAAGCAGGCGGUGGAGGAGGCAGGGGCCCGCCUGCCGGACCAAGACAAGCAGCAGGUGAAGCAGGAGUGCGAGGACAUGAUACGCUGGAUGGACUGCAACACUCUGGCAGACAAGGAAGAGUACAAGGACAAGCUGCGGGAGCUCCAGCGCAAGUGCCAGCCCGUCAUGAUGAAGCUGCACGGGCAGUCCGGUGGCGACGCUGGGCAGGCCUAUGCCGGCUCGGGCCAGUCGGGUCCGUCGGGUCCCACUGUGGAGGAGGUAGACUAAUUAGUAGGUGGAUAUUUAUUUACCCCAUCUGUAAGACUGACAGUAGACUGAUAGGCUUAAGUUGUUCAUCCAAAUUACUUUUAAAUGUAUUGUAUACCCAGGUAUUUUGUCAGAUGAAAUCGUAUUAUUGGAGAGUGUUAGUUUAGAUAAAUGUUAGUUUGCUAGGUUUUCUAUCUGUUAUUUACUGUCCUUUAGUUUUGCUAAGUUUGUAGUCGAGCCUUUUGAUUAUUUGAGGCAUUGUUUAUUGUUGUAAAAGUAUUUUCUGUCUGAAAAUUAGUUUAGGAUGUAUUUGUGAAGUUCUGUUUUUUCCAGAUGAAUAUUGUAAUAUUGUUCUUAAAUAUGCUCAAUAAAUUGUAAAAAUAAA
Molecule: messenger RNA, 2533 nt
Organism: Bacillus rossius redtenbacheri
Lineage: Eukaryota; Metazoa; Arthropoda; Insecta; Phasmatodea; Bacillidae
Product: heat shock protein 68-like
Exons: 2
Coding region: 250-2169 (639 amino acids)
Cellular component (GO): nucleus; plasma membrane; cytoplasm
Molecular function (GO): ATP-dependent protein folding chaperone; ATP binding
Source: RefSeq, a predicted model, not a curated record